Molecule: messenger RNA, 1380 nt
Organism: Penicillium digitatum Pd1
Lineage: Eukaryota; Fungi; Ascomycota; Eurotiomycetes; Eurotiales; Aspergillaceae
Source: RefSeq, a predicted model, not a curated record
AUGUCCACAGAACUUGACGAGCUGCGGCGCCUUCUUGCAGAGGAGCAACGUCUUCGUGCAGAGGAUCGGGAGAGGACAUUAAAAACCAGCCUACCCACAUUUCUCGAUGGUCUCCAUAACUACCUCUUCCUCGGUCUUGGAGUUCAGCAGGAUAAGACAAAAUCCACGCGUGGAGAUCCCGUAAAUGCGACCAACAAACUCCGCCCCAGAAAACUUAAAGCUUGGGGAUCUUUCGCGAAAGAACAAGUGGAAAUUUGGCGAUUGCUGAUGGAUUCAUCACUUGUGGAAGACAGACUGUUCACUUCCCUUCAUACCCUGGAAGAAACGGGAGAAAGCAUUCGACGACAGCUCGUCGGCUCCGAACUUGACCUUCACCACUUUCUUCGCCAGACCGUUGAGGACCAUGUUUCGAAAAUCAUCGAAGAGCUCUACAAUGAUCCAACACUACGACAAGUAUUUGGGUUAAGAGGGUCGAUCCGUUUUGAAAACCACUCCAAUACACUAAGCCCUGAGCGGGAACUUGAGGAGGGAAUGCAGAAUAUCGAUAUUCGUGGCCGGCGACGUUCAUCGCGUUUAGCUGCCCGAGAACAAAGCGCAUCAAGCAAUACAGCAACGCGUGACCCGAGAACCCCGCCUCCGGCACGAAGCAGUAGGCCUCGUGCUGACCAAUUCUGCGUCUAUAACAUUCCCAGUCAAUCAUCCGAAUCGGUCCAUCGCAUUGCAGCCUAUAUAAAGGAGUAUAAGUCUCCGCGUAAGGUGAAACUAGGCCACAUUUAUGGAGGGCUAGAGGAUAUGGACAUUGAUAAAGUGGUUGAGCAAGAAAAAAACGAGACCCUAAAAGUUCGGUUCCAUCGCGCGAUUGCUGGGCUUCUCGUGCAGCCAUAUGACUAUAUGAUUCGCGCUGGUACGCAAAUGGGAGUCCUCAGUACUGGCGAAGCUGAUAUCUAUCUACGAAUUGGGGAAGAUCCUGGGACGCUUUUGUACCACCUCUCUGUUCCAAAGGGAGAUGUUGGGGAUUACACUGGCUGGGACCCCCAUUCGAGUGGCCCAAAUCGUCUGCAUUUAACUGCGGUGGGACAGUCUCUUGCUUUCACCCUCCAGGCGCUUAAGUUGCGGCCUCGGAACCAGGCUUGGAGGCAGCAAGCAAUCAACUCGUUGCCAAGGUGGAAAGUGGUUGUCGCAGAUAUUCUGAGCAGUAUCCCAGAUGCUGAGACGCACAAGGUAAUUCAGACGACGACCAACCUGACCCCCAUACGCCGAGUCGCGAUCCGCGCAUUUAUCGCAACAUCGAACGGAGGCAUCCACCGCCGACCCAUCCAACGCAUACGCCAGCUACACAAGGAUCAUCAGCAGAAAACAACCGGCGCUACUGCACGUUAA